AUGCAGCCCCUUCACAGCACCACAGCCUCACUGUGUCUUGUGCUACUAGCCCUCGCAGCGACAGCACAAGCCUCCUUCAUCAGCACAUUCCUAUUCGGCAAGGACACGCUCGAGCCUGUCCGAGCCGCCAUACGCCAAACCGAGCAGUUCCGCUCAGAAGUCUACGGCUGGUACCACCACAACACCACCCAGCAGGCCAACCUUACCGUAACUCCUGAUCCGUCUGACCUGUACAAGCUUCUACCUUCCACGUAUUCGGGUCGUAGCUUGGUCGAUCCGGACGGCUCGUACUAUGGGGGCAUCGAAGGGUACUACAAAGGCGAUUGGAGCGGGUGGGACUACAGCACACAGGCGAAUAGGUCGUUGGCUUUGGACUCGAGGUUGAAUCAGUCCGCUGCGCUGGAGCUGUCCAAAGGGAAGCAAGAGGUAACGCCGGAAUACGUGGAUGGCCGAGAAGAACAUAAACUCAUAGAGGAUCGAGGUAAAUUCGAUUGGCUAACGGCCAAGACGGGGCAUGUGGACCUGCACCUCAAAGAGGAGCGUCUUUUGGAGGGAAACGUGUCGCUCAUCAAAGGAAGUCUCAGUUUCACAGCUCCGAAGGAUAGCAAGAGCUCAGUGGACGAGGUCGACUUUUACUUGGAAGGUCUGCAUUUCAUCCCCACGGGCAGCAUCUUCUUGCAUGCCGUUGCCGAGGAGGCCUCUGAGAGCACGGAUGUUCGCACGACGCUAAGCAUGAUUCCCACGGGCAACAACGAGACGGCAAACGCAACAGUAGCUGCUAUGGACAAAGCGUUCCAGCUACGCAUCGACAUGCUGCAACGAAUCAUCGACGGCGGGUCGUACGAAUCCGACGAUGGCGCUUCCGACACGCCUGCUGUGAAACACAACUGCUCGCUGCACGUCUACGCCCAGCUGCAAUCCGCCGGACCGCACUCCGAACUCCAACCCCUCAUCAACGCUCUCGAACACGAAGCCGUCCACCCAACCGGUAUCAGCACCAUCCCACCGCCGCCCCUCCACCUCUCCCUGCUCGCCUACUCCCCCACCUGCCAACUCCUCCUUGCCUCCCCCCGUCCCCUCACCGGUCUCCUCCAAACAACGCUCUGGAAGAAAGCAGUCCACUACGCCAUCAUCUACUUCCUCAUCCUCUUGCUCCAAACCUAUCUGCUGGUGCAACAGAUGGAAGCCACCACCACACCCAGCGGUUUGGCAAAGGUGAGCAGCAAGACGUGGUUGGCGCAGUCGCUGUUGGAUGCGUACGGGUGUCUGAUCCAUCUCAGUGUGGCGGUGGUGGUAGAGAACGAGACGACGAAAGGGUUGCUGGCGUGUGCGUUUAUGAGUGGGGUGUGCUUUUUAGCGUUUGGAUACAGGUAUGCGAUUACGAUCUAUCGGAGUCAGAUGGAUGCGAUGCCUGCCACGACGACGCAGGCGGGGCCGACGCAGCAGCGGGAAGAGACGGGGCAGGCGGACACGGGUGCAGCUGCGAUACUGACGACGACGACGGCGACAGAUGCUGCGUCUGCCACUGCCACUACCCCGACCGCGGAAGAAGUCCGAGCGCGACGUCGCGGCAUGACCAUCGCCGCCGUCGGUCUGUUCCUCUUCAUGGUCGGAUUCUUUCCCAUCCUCACCGUCUCGCUCAUGCUCCCCAUCCUCUACUCGUUCUGGAUCCCGCAGAUCCACCGGAACAUCCAACGCGGUACGCGCAAAGCCAUCCUCAAACGCACCGUUGUAGGGCUGAGCGCGACGCGGCUGUUUGUUCCGCUGUACAUACUGGUGUGCCCGGACAACGUGCUGUUCAGCGAGCCGAGUGCGUGGGGGUGGGCGUUGGCGGCGUACGUGGCGGUGCAGGCGGCGGUGCUGAUCGGGCAGGAUGUGUUGGGACCGCACUGGUUUUUGAGGAGCGAGUGGGUGCCGGAGGGCGCGGCGAGGACGUGGGAGUACCACCCGGCGGUGGAGGACGGAGAUGUGGAGAGGACGCGAGAGGGGUAUGGCGAUUGCGCGAUUUGUCUUGCUGCCAUCGAGAGUAGAGGGGCGAGGCGACGGUCGGGUUCGUCGACACGAGGGAGUGGUGGUGCAUGGUGGUGGUAUCCGUCCGAUUCGAAGCAUGGAUACGAUCGUAUCGCUGGCGAUGCCGAGGGUUACGAGCUCGACUCAGACGACGAUCCAGAAACUCGAUCGACGCAUGUCUCAACGCCCAGAUACCCGCCGGAAAAAGCCCGACACCGCUUCACCAGCCACACCAGCAGCAGCGAUGCCACCACCAGACGGCUGCGCAGAACCAUCGCGCAAACCAUCCGUACCCUCCUGCGGUGGAAGUCCGGCCUGGACGCUACCGCCACGUUGCGCCGUCGACGGACGGACGUCAUGGUCGCACCGUGUCAGCACGCCUUCCACACCGAGUGCCUCGAGCGGUGGUUGGAGAUCAAGAACGAAUGUCCCAGCUGUAGAAGUGCUCUACCGCCUGUAUAG
Messenger RNA from Pseudozyma hubeiensis SY62, 2472 nucleotides. RefSeq lists its product as hypothetical. Bases 1 to 2472 code for a protein of 823 amino acids. Lineage: Eukaryota; Fungi; Basidiomycota; Ustilaginomycetes; Ustilaginales; Ustilaginaceae. The record is from RefSeq and is a predicted model, not a curated record. The transcript has a single exon.